Molecule: messenger RNA, 1122 nt
Organism: Sphaeroforma arctica JP610
Lineage: Eukaryota; Ichthyosporea; Ichthyophonida
Exons: 2
Coding region: 1-1074 (357 amino acids)
Source: RefSeq, a predicted model, not a curated record
AUGUUUAAGCACCAAGAUAUCCAUCCUACCCGUACAAUCGUACAUCCAGCGCCAUAUCCCCUUUGCUUACCACCACACCCCCUUCCAAGACUCAACCCUCACACUGUACCCACACUCGCAACCCCCACUCCACAGCGAUACCAGGCGUACUGUACAGCCCUGGAGAACUCCGACACACCUACACAUAAACCGAGUGGGACUACGCCUCCAGCUAUACGCCAAUACCCCUCCUGCCCCUCGGCCACGGACAGUGGGGUGUUUGAUGACAUUGCGCUAGAGGGCUCGCACACGCACACAUAUAUACAACCGACCGCAGACGUAAUUGAGUCGACCGCAUCAGCUGCGCUACCCCGGCCAGAUACUGAUACGGAUACGACCGGUGUCGCACGCACCGCUGAGAAGGAGAUAGAGGGGUCAGGAAAUACGACGUCGGGUACGGUAUCUGACACAAGAACGGAGAGACUAUACGACACAACAGCUGAGCCGACAGGCGAUGACAGGGGGCAAGGUUUGGCGCCUGUGAAGCGCACUCAGUCGCAGGAAUCAAUGGAAGGGGAGAGUCACACACCAGACGACACACCUGGUCAUACAGAUAUGCAUAUACCCACACAAGCACAGACGCAAAUACAAACACAGACUCAGACACAAUCACAAACACAAUCACAGACACAACAACAAUCUCAAGCACAGGCUCGGGUAACAAAUGCGCACACCCACACUGAUACCCAUACGCCUGUACAAGCGGCCUCAGAGAAGGCCCUAGAUCAGCUCAGGCAUGAGAGGGUGCACGCUAACCCGAGCAUUACGGUAGACUUGGCGCUCUCGGACUCGGAGAAGAAUCCUGAAAAUGCCGCAGAUAACUGUGGAAAUGCCACAGAUGACUGUGGAAAUGAUACAGGAAGUUGUAGUAGUGGCCGGAACGAGAGGUUAUUGGGUCAAGAAGCGGAGCGGGACCCGGCGCUUGAUUUUAACAGCGGCGAUAUUCUAUUGGGCGAGCCCCUUUCCGAUGACUUACUACUGGACGCUGUGGGCGAAACACAAUCCUACAAAAGCCUGCCUGGACGCCUGGGGUGACCAAUGCGAUGACAAAUGAGAGCUGACCAUCAUUAAACUAUAUUUAGA